UCUUGGUUUUGUCAAAGUCCCCAACAUAGCAACCUUAUUAUUAUUAUUGUCUAAUAACAGAUUUCCAACUCCUACUAUUCUGGAUCAUCAAGACAUUUUAAUCUCUAACUUGGGAACAUUUUUCAAUCUUUUCUUACCAUCUUCUCUCCGCAUCUCACUCAAACACACCCCAAACAAACACUUUCUGUGUCCCUCUAUGCAGAGUCUCACUUUCAUCAACAUCAUCAACAAGUUUUGAUACAUUUUAAUUUGUCUCUGAACACAAACUCUUAUGGCACUGUUUAAGACACGAAACAGGAGAUCAUCAUCACCAUCGUAUGUAUCAACCUUGGUAACAUUAGGAUUUAUAGCAUUAUGUAUUUUUGGUGUAUGGAUGCUAAACUCCAACUCUAGGCUUUCAUCUCAACCAGACGAAGAAGAGAGCACUGCCACUACCGCCCGAACAGCCGUUGAUACAUCCGAAACCAGAAACAAUGACUUCUCUACCUCGGAUGCCAAAAACACUGAAGAAACGGUAGAAACCAGGACCGUUGUCCCCAAAAUUGAAGAGCAAAAGGAGACUCCUACUGCUGUUUAUGGAGAUAAUCCCGGUCAUCUACCUGAGGAUGCCAUUAAAUCUGAUGAUAAAAACAUAAACAAUGAUCAAAACAAACAACAAAGUGCUGUUCGUGACUCUCAGAUAUCGGAGGAAAGCUCGAUAAUGCAAAAAGAACAAGUGUCUGUAAUACAAGAAUCUAAUUUACAGAAUGAUGAGAAAGCUUCUGAAGAAAACAAAAAGGAGGAAGAAGAGAAUACCAAGCCUCAAGAUGUUACAGAAUCUAAUGACGCAAAUGCUGCUGAAAGUCAAGAACAAAGCACGGGACAACAAAGUUUCGACACACAAGGGUCUAAAAACGAUGAGGAUGAAGCAAAUAAAGAACAAUUAAGAGAAGACAAAGGCGAGAGUGAAGAGAAACAGAGCUCUCUAAGCUCUAAGGUAGAAUCGGAGAAAAAUAAUGUGAAGCCAAAAGCAAAGAAAGGAAGAAAUUCAAAGAAGACAUGGUCAACGCAAGUAGAUCAAUCCCAAAUCGAAAAAAAGAGACAGAAAGGCGAUGAAUCAGGAGGAAGUGAAGAGAAACAGCAAGACUACAAGUGGAGUCUGUGCAAUGUUACCGCAGGUGCUGAUUAUAUCCCUUGUUUGGACAAUGAAAAAGCCAUUAAAAUGUUACAUUCUACAAAACACUUUGAACAUAGAGAAAGACAUUGUCCUGAGGACGCACCUACUUGUCUGGUGCCACUUCCUGAAGGUUAUAAAACACCCAUCAGAUGGCCCAACAGCAGAGAUAAGAUAUGGUACCACAAUGUACCACAUGUGAUGCUGGCCGAGGUAAAGGGACAUCAAAAUUGGGUGAAGAUGACAGGUGAAUACUUGACAUUCCCAGGAGGUGGCACCCAAUUCAUUCAUGGAGCUUUACACUACAUUGAUUUUCUCCAACAGGCUGAAGCCGGUAUUGCAUGGGGAAAGCACAGCAGGGUGAUUUUGGAUGUUGGCUGCGGGGUUGGAAGUUUUGGCGGUUUCCUAUUCGAAAGAGACGUCAUUGCAAUGUCUUUGGCGCCGAAAGACGAACAUGAAGCACAAGUUCAAUUUGCACUUGAGAGAGGUAUUCCUGCCAUAUCUGCUGUCAUGGGUUCUCAAAGGCUGCCAUUCCCUAGCGGAGUUUUUGAUCUCAUUCACUGUGCGCGAUGUCGAGUACCUUGGCAUGUAGAAGGUGGCAAGCUGCUUUUGGAAUUGAAUCGAGUUUUGCGGCCAGGUGGCUAUUUUGCUUGGUCUGCUACUCCUGUAUACCAAAAGCUUGAAGAAGAUGUUCAGAUAUGGAAGGAAAUGACUUCACUAACUAAGGACAUGUGUUGGGAGCUUGUGACUAUCAACAAGGAUGAACUGAACCAUGUUGGUGCCGCCAUUUACCGCAAACCCACAUCCAACGAAUGUUACGAGCAAAGAGAGAAAAACGAACCUCCGCUAUGCAAGGAUGAUGAUGAUCCAAAUGCUGCCUGGUAUGUACCUCUGCAGGCAUGCAUGCAUAAGGUGCCCACAAACAAGGCCGAGAGAGGAGCCAGAUGGCCUGAAGUUUGGCCACAACGGUUGCAAAAAGCUCCGUAUUGGCUAAACAACUCACAGGUGGGGAUCUAUGGAAAACCAGCUUCUAAAGAUUUUGUAGAAGACACGGAACGUUGGAAGAACGUGAUGGACGAGUUGACCAACAUUGGUGUAACUUGGGCUAACGUGAGAAAUGCCAUGGACAUGAGAGCUGCCUAUGGAGGAUUUGCGGCAGCACUGAAGGAACUUCCAAUUUGGGUGUUCAAUAUAGUGAACAUAGAUGCUCCUGACACACUGCCAAUAAUCUAUGAGAGGGGUCUUUUUGGGAUAUACCAUGACUGGUGCGAAUCAUUCAGCACGUAUCCACGAUCGUAUGAUCUACUUCAUGCAGAUAAACUUUUCUCUAAGAUAAAAGAGAGGUGCAAACUUGCUCCUAUUAUAGCAGAGGUUGAUAGAAUAGUGAGACCGGGAGGGAUGUUGGUUGUUCGCGAUGAACGUAGCAUCAUCAGCGAAGUGGAGACUUUGUUAAAAUCUCUACAUUGGGAAAUAAUCUACUCCAAAGAACAAGAAAGCUUGCUCUCUGCAAAGAAAGGAACAUGGCGGCCUAUUACCAUAGCUUCUUCCUGAUAAUGGAUUCAACAUCCCUGCUUUAAUUUAAGGUUUCUUCUCAGACAAAUCUGAGAAGAGACAGUAACAUACAUUUGGUUUUCAGUUCAGUUUUAUUUUUUUUAUUGCAUACAUAUCUCAGUUUUCAGUUUUUUUGUCCAGAGAUACAGAGAUUUAGAUCACACACAAUAGAGAUGUUGGCAUAAGGGAACACCUACAUGCAGAUUUAGAUUUUAGUCAUCCAUUUAACAUCUCUUGUUAUUCUGUUAUAAUAUAUGUUUAUAUUAAGCACCAGUAAAUUCCUAAGUUAUUAGAUUGUUCAAAACAGAACUAUUAUAUUUGUUGUUUGUAAUACAAGACAAUUUGAUAUUGGUUUCUUUGUAGGCCCA
This is a messenger RNA of Lathyrus oleraceus (garden pea), 3072 nucleotides long. RefSeq names its product probable methyltransferase PMT27. Gene Ontology annotation, molecular function: methyltransferase activity. Lineage: Eukaryota; Viridiplantae; Streptophyta; Magnoliopsida; Fabales; Fabaceae. The coding region runs from base 272 to 2704 and encodes 810 amino acids. Gene Ontology annotation, cellular component: endosome; trans-Golgi network; cytoplasm. The transcript has 8 exons. The record is from RefSeq and is a predicted model, not a curated record.